Messenger RNA from Cucurbita moschata (crookneck pumpkin), 876 nucleotides. RefSeq names its product ribonuclease 3-like protein 1. The record is from RefSeq and is a predicted model, not a curated record. The transcript is spliced from 5 exons. Bases 154 to 750 code for a protein of 198 amino acids. Lineage: Eukaryota; Viridiplantae; Streptophyta; Magnoliopsida; Cucurbitales; Cucurbitaceae.
UGAAGAAGAUGAUGAUGAAGAAGAUGAUGAUGAAGAAGAUGAUGAACAAGAGCUUAUUCUGAAGAGGUCGCUAUCAGAGCACAGAUUCUAGACGCCUAUACAGUACACUACAGAGAGAUCGUCGGAGAAGAGCGGAAGAAUCGAGAAAAUCAGAUGGAGAACACUCCUUCCUGUCCUCGAAGUGUGAAUGUCAAUCUCAAAAAUCUUCCUCCAAUUCAUAAUCCGUGUGUUGGAAAUGCAAAUCACUCCUCGAUUCCGGCUAAAUUUGAGAAAUCGAGGUAUAUUGGGCGCGUUCCUCAGUUUAUGCCACCUAAUCACUCGCCGGAUGUAAGGCCGAACGAAUAUGAUGGCGUGCCGAUGAACCCGGCGUGUUUUGAUUCUGCUCGUUCUCCUAAUGCGAGGACGACUCCGAAGGAAAGGAAAGAGAAUUUCGGGGAUUCAGCUUCGAGGUCCAGUGGUUGCAGUCAUGACUCGACCAAAGAAGGUACUUCAGUAAAGAAAUCGGCGAAGUCCCUUCUGUAUGAGAUAUGCACUGCAAAUCACUGGAAGCCUCCUCUGUUUGAAUGCUGCGAGGAAGAAGGUCCAAGCCACGCAAAAAAGUACACAUUCAAGGUUAUUGUAGAGAUGAAGGGAGAUUGUGGAGAAGAUUUGGAAUGCUAUGGAAAACCUCAAACAAGAAAGAAAGUAGCAGCAGAGGAUGCGGCAGAAGGAGCAGUAUGGUAUUUAAAGCAUUUGGGGUAUGGUAUUUAAGAAUAAUUAAUUAAGGGAAUUGUAAAGAGCUAGAAAUGGGAAGUGAGUGAUCAUUUUGAACCCAAGACUCUUUUUCAGGGCAUAAAAUUAUUUUCCAAUUGCUAGAAAAGAAUUCCAUAUUCUAUA